AUGCCUGCACAGCUGCUCUUCCAACCCAACCCCCCUCCGGACCCCUCUCAGCUUCCGGAUUCAAUCAAUGAAUACAGCAUCAAGCUUGAACUCAAUGGCGUCAUUUCCCCCAAAGAGCUUUCUGCUAUCAAGCAAUUCCGUCGCGCUGCCGACUACAUUGCUGCCGCUAUGAUCUUCCUCAUGGGCAACGCCCUUGUUGAGCGUGACAUCACCCCCGACGACAUUAAACCUCGUCUUCUCGGUCAUUGGGGGACCUGCCCCGGCCUUUCCCUCGUUUACGCGCACGUCAACCGUCUUGUGGCCAAGACUGGCGUUGACGCUCUUUACGUCGUCGGUCCGGGACACGGCGCCCCAGGCAUCCUCUCCUGUCUCUGGCUCGAGAACUCCCUUGGCAACUUCUACCCCAAGUACUCUCGCGACAAGGAGGGUCUCAAUGCUCUCGUCAAGGCGUUCAGUUCCCCGGGAGGCUUCCCGAGUCACGUCAACGCCGAGACUCCGGGCUGUAUCCACGAAGGUGGCGAGCUCGGAUACGCUCUUGGUGUCUCGUUCGGCGCCGUCAUGGACAAGCCCAACCUCGUCUGUGUCUGUGUAGUUGGUGAUGGUGAAGCGGAGACCGGCCCCACCGCAACAGCGUGGCAUGGGUACAAGUACAUCGACCCCGCCGAGUCGGGUGCGGUCUUGCCCAUCGUGCACGUAAAUGGCUUCAAGAUCUCCGAGCGAACCAUCUACGGUACCAUGGACGACAAGGAGAUGACUUCUCUAUUCACCGGCUACGGCUACCAGGUUCGCAUUGUUAAGGAUCUUGAGCACAUCGACGAGGACCUCGCGGCGAGCAUGGAGUGGGCCCUUUCGGAGAUCAAGAACAUUCAAACCGCGGCCCGGAGCGGUAACCCCAUCGUCAAGCCUCGCUGGCCUGUGCUAAUUCUGCGUACGCCUAAGGGUUGGUCUGGCCCAAAGGAGCUUCGCGGCGAGUGGAUUGAAGGGUCGUUCAAGGCUCACCAAGUCCCUCUGCCAGAAGCUAAGACCAACGCGAACGAGCUCGAGAUGCUUCAGGAUUGGUUGCUGUCGUACGGGCCCAGGGAGCUUUUCGGCUCUGACGGCAUUCCGAACGAGGCGAUCCUUUCCAUCAUUCCCAAGGAGGAGAGCAAACGUCUUGGCAUGCGCGAGGAGGCCUACAAGUCCUACACGCCCCUCAACGUCCCCAACUGGAAGACCUUCGCCGUUGAGAAGGACAGCACUCAGAGCUGCAUGAAGAUCACCGGCGAGCUCCUUGACGCCGUCGCACAGACGAACCCGAGCGCCUUCCGUAUAUUCUCUCCUGACGAGCUUGUUUCGAAUAAGCUCGACGCGGUCCUGCGCCACAGUGGCCGCAACUUCCAAUGGGAUAUCGCAUCGCGCGCCAAAGGGGGUCGUGUCAUCGAGAUCCUGUCCGAGCACACCUGCCAGGGCAUGCUUCAGGGUUAUACCGUGACGGGCCGCACCGGUCUCUUCCCGAGUUACGAGGCAUUCCUCGGUAUCGUUCACACGAUGAUGGUGCAGUACAUGAAGUUCGUCAAAACCGCCCAAGAGGUCCCCUGGCGCCAGCCCAUGGGCUCACUCAACUACGUCGAGACUAGCACUUGGACACGACAGGAACACAAUGGUUUCUCUCAUCAGAACCCAUCGUUCAUCGGCGCCGUGCUCAACCUGAAGCCCGCAGCUGCCCGCGUCUACCUCCCACCUGACGCGAACUGCUUCCUCUCGACGAUGGCGCACUGUCUCCGUGCGAAGACUAUCAAGCAACCUACCCCCGUGUGGUUGAGCCCUGAAGAAGCUGACCUGCACUGCAUCGCAGGCGCGUCCACCUGGAAGUUCGCGUCCACCGAUGAGGGCAUGUCGCCUGAUGUGGUCCUUGUGGGCAUCGGUGUGGAGAUGACUUUCGAGGUUAUCGCCGCGGCUGCACUCCUUCGGAAGGAGAUCCCCGCGCUCCGCGUUCGGGUUGUGAACGUCACGGACCUGAUGAUUCUCGGGCCUUUUGGCACGCACCCUCACGCACUGAGCCACGAAGGCUUCGAAUCGCUUUUCACGAAGAACAAGCCAGUCAUCUUCAACUACCACGGCUAUCCCUCCGAGCUCAAGGGACUGCUCUUCGGCCGACCGAACACCCACCGGAUGUUGAUCCAGGGCUACAUCGAGGAGGGCACGACGACGUCGCCUUUCAUGAUGAUGGUCCUUAACAAGACGAGCCGGUACGACCUCGCGACAGAGGCGAUCCGCAGCGCGGCACUCCUCAACCCGCGCGUGGAGAUCGAUGCGCACAAGACGAUCAGCCAUAUUCUCCACCUCGCGCAGAAGGACAAGGACUACAUCAUGGCGCACGGCGCGGACCGGGAGGGCACCUUCGACGUGCCGAAGUUCGAGUGA
Molecule: messenger RNA, 2403 nt
Organism: Epithele typhae
Lineage: Eukaryota; Fungi; Basidiomycota; Agaricomycetes; Polyporales; Epitheliaceae
Product: phosphoketolase
Exons: 10
Coding region: 1-2403 (800 amino acids)
Biological process (GO): carbohydrate metabolic process
Molecular function (GO): aldehyde-lyase activity
Source: RefSeq, a predicted model, not a curated record